Molecule: messenger RNA, 1270 nt
Organism: Sinocyclocheilus grahami
Lineage: Eukaryota; Metazoa; Chordata; Actinopteri; Cypriniformes; Cyprinidae
Gene: hdac3
Product: histone deacetylase 3
Exons: 11
Coding region: 191-1225 (344 amino acids)
Biological process (GO): epigenetic regulation of gene expression
Molecular function (GO): histone deacetylase activity
Source: RefSeq, a predicted model, not a curated record
UAGCUGUCAGGGGGCGCUGUUCAGCAUGAUCUCUGGGCGGCGGCAGCAGCAGCAGCCACGAAGAAGAGGAAGCGCGUACUUCCGGUUCUGUGAAGAAGAUGGCGACAGUGAGAUGCAGAGAUAAAUAAAUGAAAACAUUUCUCUCUCACUGUGUCAGAAAUAACCCUUUUUAUUCAGCCUCUGCGACAGAAUGAUGAACCGAACGGCGUAUUUCUACGACCCAGACGUGGGGAACUUUCACUACGGUGCUGGACACCCGAUGAAACCUCACCGGCUGUCUCUCACACACAGUCUUGUGCUGCAUUAUGGGCUCUACAAGAAGAUGAUGGUUUUCAAGCCGUACAAGGCGUCCCAGCACGACAUGUGCCGCUUCCACUCGGAGGAUUACAUCGACUUCCUGCAGAAGGUCAGUCCGAACAACAUGCAGGGCUUCACCAAGAGCCUCAACGCCUUCAACGUCGGAGACGACUGUCCCGUCUUUCCAGGUCUGUUUGAGUUUUGUUCGAGAUACACGGGUGCCUCUUUGCAAGGAGCGACUCAGUUAAAUCACAAGUUAUGUGACAUUGCCAUAAACUGGGCUGGAGGUUUACAUCACGCAAAAAAGUUUGAGGCGUCUGGAUUUUGCUACGUGAAUGAUAUCGUCAUCAGUAUUCUUGAACUUUUGAAGUAUCAUCCACGCGUGCUCUACAUUGACAUUGAUAUUCAUCACGGUGAUGGCGUUCAGGAAGCAUUUUAUCUCACAGACAGAGUCAUGACCGUAUCCUUCCACAAAUACGGGAACUACUUUUUCCCAGGAACUGGUGACAUGUAUGAGGUGGGAGCUGAGAGCGGCCGCUACUACUGUCUGAAUGUGCCGCUGCGAGACGGCAUAGAUGACCAGAAUGCUACUAAUGUGCGAGUAUUCACUUCACUUUUCUCUCGUAGGACCUAUGAAACGUCUUUGCUAGUUGAGGAGUCCAUCAGUGAUGAACUACCGUACAGUGAAUACUUUGAAUAUUUUGCUCCAGACUUCACACUUCACCCAGACGUCAGCACAAGGAUAGAAAACCAAAAUUCCAGACAAUAUUUGGAGCAGAUUCGUCAAACAGUGUUUGAGAGCUUGAAGAUGUUGAAUCACGCACCAAGCGUUCAGAUCCAUGACGUUCCCUCUGAUUUGCUGAACUACGAGCGUCCAGACGAGGCUGAUCCUGACGAGCGCGGGUCAGAAGACCACUUCUCCAGGUGACCACAAACUAACACUAGUGUUUAAACGCUUGCAUGAAGCCCCUUC